This is a messenger RNA of Neurospora tetraspora, 2319 nucleotides long. RefSeq lists its product as uncharacterized. Gene Ontology annotation, molecular function: protein binding. The coding region runs from base 95 to 2218 and encodes 707 amino acids. The record is from RefSeq and is a predicted model, not a curated record. The transcript is spliced from 3 exons. Lineage: Eukaryota; Fungi; Ascomycota; Sordariomycetes; Sordariales; Sordariaceae.
CCUCUCUUCGUCAUUUCUUUCAUCCUUUGCACCUCCUAGUCGAAUCAUAUCCUUCCCCCAUACAUUCCGUAUUCCCUGCUUCCAUCCAACAACCAUGGGGACAAGGUUCAGGAUCGUAUGCAACCUCUGCCAGGCCAUCAUCCCACCAGUCGAGCAAGACCUCAACAAUGACGACGGGCCAAUUCCCAGGCUGGAAUGGAAUCAAGAGGCUAGGGCAGUGAGAACAGUCAGAGACACUUCCUCUCCCUUCCUCACUGGUGUUGGCUAUUUGACUCGGUGGGGAGUGCUCCAGGCUAGUCACAAUCCCGAUGUUCCGUACGGAACAGACACAGGCCUCCUCAAUCUGGGGGCCCGGAAUGAUGCCAUCUUGGGCCAGUCUGGCAACGGUCAGGCUAACCACCCCAAGUACCUCACCUUCGUCUUCCACGAUGCCUGCUGGCAGCUGUUCUUGGCUGGCAUUCUGCCUGGUCUUCCAGACUCUGUCACAGCCUGCCGCACACCUCAAGAGCAGGUUGGACUUGUCGCCGAGGCUCUGUUCAGAUAUCUCUCGUGUAUGCCACUCACCAAACUCAACCAGGUGGUAGUUCCGCAUGAUCUUCCCCCUUACCGCGCCGCCGAUCUCGUUCUGCCCCGGGACUACGCUCCCACUGACCGGGCCAUCAUGAUGGCAGAUCCCUCUGACCUACCAACACUGGAUGGCUCACCACAAGUGGUUGACCAUCAGCAUAACGACCACCUUUACACCAUCAACCCCAACUUUCACUCCGCAUCUUCAACAGAUACUCCCUUUUCCACGCUCCCUGAAGAGUUGAUUCACCAGAUUCUGAAUCUUCUCCCUUCCCCCGACGUCUGCAACCUUCGCCUAGCAUCUAGGUCUGUUGCGAGCGUCUCGAGCCCUUUGCAGCUUCCCAGGUCCUUCUGGGCCAGUCGCUUCGAGUGUGGGAACGAGAUGGGCUUCUUCUACCCUGGUCGUCCCUUCCCCGACACCAAACCACCUACAGACUAUCGCCAACUCCAUUCCACACUCAGGCUCGAGUUGAGCAAGGUGACUGAAGUCAUGAACCUGAGAAACAGACGGAGGAUUUGGCGCAUGUUGCGAGAGAUGUCCUGUUGCAUUACUCUGGCAAUUGAGCACAUAUGGUCGUCAACGAACGGUGACAGUGAUACAGGUACUCCUUUCGUACAAAUUCCCGAGGGCCACGUAGCCGGGAGAUUGGUCUGUCCCCUGCCUCUCCGCGGUGGUCCUGUUACCAAGGCAUUGGAACGUAGCGCUGGCACAACGAUAUUUGCUGGGCAAGCUGCCAUAUUCCCAGACCCUUCAUUACAGGCGCCCAUGUGCGUCGGUGUAUCGUUUCUGAGAGUUGACCAACGUCCCUAUGUCUGUGGCAUCAGGGUUCUGUCUGCCAGGUCUGAUCAGGCUUGUAGAGUGGGCGUCAUUAUCCAAGAAAGUGAAACUAUCGUCGCCUUGAAAGCUGAUGAUGAGUUGUCUGGCUUCCGUGUGGCAUGUCUUGCCAAUGGUGUGGUUGGCUUGGGUCUUCUAGUUCGGCCUGUUUCUAACCCUGAGUGUGUCCCCAUGCUUCACCCUUUCACAGUGGGUAAUUUGGAUACAAGCACAAGUGGCUUGGGUCUUGCAGACGUUACCCCUACUGGUGGAGGCCUUCCAACGGGCAUCAUUGCUGGGCUUGAUGCUGCCUGCAGAAUUGUCUCUCUUCAGUCGCUUGAGUGCCAGUCAUCGGUUUGUAAGGAGGAAGAGGAUAUCUCCACUGGUCCCUUCGCGAAGAAGGCCACGCAACCACGUUCCCAGGCUGUGCUGUGGAGUCCGUCUAUCCCUCAAAACGAACAAGAUAUCCUCACUCCCAAGACAAAGCCAGGUAUCCACGGCUCAGUUGCUGUGCGAGAAGAUCAAGGCUCAGACUUUGUCCUUAACAUCCCCUUUGGCGGGGAAAGAGGGGAGAGACUGAAGACACUCAACAGAAUAGUUGCUUACACAGAUCCUUACUCGGCGUAUGGGGCGUUCAAAGGCUUCGGCUUCCAUUACGAUGAUGAGCCGGCUGGGGUAUUCUACGGAACAAGAAAGGAGUACGAUUCCUUUCCAAUUGCGUUCCGUCAGUGCCUUCAGUCAUCGUUUACCAUCAACGGUAAAGGGGGCGAAGUAAUCGACCACAUAGAGCUAUUUGGCUUGGUGUCGCAAUGGUAUAAGCUAGACGCUAUAAAGUAGAUUACCACGAAUUUUGGAAGAUGUGUCCACUUCAAGCAUGAAGCGGAGGGGUUCCUAAAUACGUUUACAACGUCUACAGCCAGCCCUGAAUUGAGCAUGCU